Molecule: messenger RNA, 2621 nt
Organism: Theobroma cacao (cacao)
Lineage: Eukaryota; Viridiplantae; Streptophyta; Magnoliopsida; Malvales; Malvaceae
Gene: LYK5
Product: Protein kinase superfamily protein
Biological process (GO): protein phosphorylation
Molecular function (GO): protein kinase activity; ATP binding
Source: RefSeq, a predicted model, not a curated record
CUAACACGGCCCAGUUCUUUGGCUGGAUCCGUCUGAAUUCUUUGUUGUCCUUUCCAACUCAAACAUCAAAAUAAGAAAACAAAAACAAAAUCAAAAACUUAAGCAUGAAGUAGAUGAACAGAAAGUGAUUACAUGAUGUUGGAACUUUCAAAAAUAAAACUACAAGUCCAACCCACUGUCCUGAGAUAACAACAGAGUAGAAAAACAGGAAGAAAUGAAAUCAUUUCAUAAACAAGUGAAAGGGGCAACUGGACUUGGAAAAGUCCCAAUGAAAGACUUCAAAAAACGCGUUGAAUUCUUGUUCCAACAAGUCCUAUUAAAUACACAAUUGGGUCCCAAUCUGCUUAAUUGAAAGCACUCCUUUCCUUAUCCCCCCCGUUCUUAUCUCCAUUUGAGAACAAAAAGGAAGAAAAAAGAUCUUCCCAUGGGAAGACUGAAACCUUGGCCAAAAUUUUACCUUCCCUUCAUGCUACUUCCAUUUCUCUUACUCAUUGGAUUCGCACAAGCUCAACAAAGCUAUGUAGACAACCAGCAGCUUGCCUGUGAAGAUCCAACCAAAGACAACAAUAUAACUAGAGGCUAUUUAUGCAACGGUGAGCAACGAUCAUGCCAAUCUUACAUUACUUUCCGAUCAGAACCACCUUUUUACAAUACAGCUGUCUCCAUAGCAUACCUGCUAGGAGCUGAAGCUAUGCAAAUCUCCUCUCUAAACAAACUCUCAGCUGAUGUUUCACCAAUUACGGCCAAGUCAAUGGUGGUUGUUCCAGUCAACUGCUCCUGUUUCAGCGGCGGCAACGGCAGCUAUUAUCAGCAUAAUGCUUCUUACACCAUUAAGUUUGACGGUGAGACUUAUUUCAGCAUUUCUAAUGAUACUUAUCAGGGUCUUACAACUUGCCAGGCAAUGGAAGCCCAAAACCCCAUUAACUUUAGGGAGCUAAAGGUGGGUAAUGAACUCACAGUUCCUCUUAGAUGUGCUUGUCCUACUGUUAGACAAACCCAAGGUGGUGUAAAAUACUUGCUUUCUUAUCUUGUUACAUGGGGUGAUAGCAUUUCUGCAAUUGCUGAAACUUUUGGAGUUGAUGAGAAAAGUUUAUUGGAUGCCAAUGAGCUAACUGAACAGGAUCUUAUAUUUCCAUUCACACCUCUAUUGGUUCCACUUUCUAAAGAGCCUACCAAGAUUGAAUUGCCUCAAGCCUCCCCACCUUCAGUUCCAUCUCCUCAGAUACCGGCUGAUCCUGUUGAAGAAUCUAAGUCUUCCAAGAAAUGGGUUUUCAUUGGUGUUGGAAUUGGAGCUGGUUUUCUUCUCCUUCUUGGUCUAGCAGGGUUCUUGUUCUGUUUCUGCAGACGUCAAGCUCGACCAAUAGCUUCACCACCACCAAAACCACCAUCCCAGGUCAAACCUUCUUCAGAUUCAGCAAAUUACACUGGAAACUCCUGGUCUUCAAUAUCUUCCCAAGGGGUUCGGUAUGCAAUUGAAUCCUUAACUCUCUACAGAUUCGAGGACUUGGGAGCUGCUGCUGGGAAUUUCAGUGAAUCUAACAGAAUCAAAGGAUCAGUUUACCAGGGUUCUUUCCAGGGUGAUGCUGCUGCUGUGAAAGUGAUUAAAGGGGAUGUUUCUUCAGAGAUCAAUUUAUUGAAAAAGAUUAAUCACACUAACAUUAUCAGGCUUUCAGGUUUCUGUGUACAUGAAGGAAACACUUACCUUGUCUAUGAGUUUGCAGAUAAAGGCUCAGUAAGUGAUUGGCUUCACUCCAACAAGUUUCAAACUUCAUUUACUCUUUCAUGGAAGCAAAGAGUUCAGAUUGCAUAUGAUAUAGCUGAUGCACUCAAUUAUUUACAUAACUAUAUAAAUCCGCCAUAUGUUCAUAAGAAUUUGAAGACUAGUAACAUUCUUUUGGAUGUUAACUUUAGAGCCAAAAUUGCCAACUUCGGAUUGGCAAGAACUUUUGAAGACAAUGAUGAAGGUGGAUUGCAGUUGACAAGACAUGUGGUUGGGACUCAAGGUUAUAUGGCUCCUGAGUACAUUGAAAAUGGUGUGAUCACACCUAAGCUUGAUGUUUUCGCGUUGGGGGUUAUUAUAUUGGAGCUUUUAUCGGGGAGGCAAGCUGCAAAUGCUGAAAAGAAUAGUGGAGGAGAGGAGUUGUUAGCUGCAUCUAUCGAAGGAGUACUUGAAGGUGACAACGUGCGAGAGAAGCUCAAAAAUUUCAUUGAUCCUUCUCUUAGGCCUGAAUAUCCCCUGGAUUUGGCUUUCUCUAUGGCUCAGCUGGCUAAAAACUGUGUUGCUCAUGAUCUCAAUGCUCGCCCUUCCAUGUCUGAAGUUUUGGUCACUCUAUCUAAGAUUCUAUCUUCGUCAUUGGAUUGGGAUCCUUCUGAUGAGUUUCAACGCUCUACAUCUCUAGGCAGUGCCAGGUAGAGAGUUGGACACUGUAAGAUGCUUUGGUGAAGGUCAAGUGCCCAACUAUAGAGGCAAAAAACGAAUGCUAGUGACAUUUUCCCUGCUAUGGUAUAAGACAAGUUUUCCCAUAAGAUUAUAUCAUACAUGUGUAUGCAAAAUAUUGUUGUCUAAUAUGAAAUGCGAGAUGCAAUUCAAUAACAUAUACUCCUGAAUAAUUUUCCCACAA